GACAGGUUCGCCUGGUACUCGGAAGCUUCGCUGCCUCGUAUCUCUUUCGUUCCACUCUGUACUGUGCAUAUGGAAGAAUGUGCUAUUGUAUACAGUCGCCAUUUUCAAAUGCGCUGGACAGUGGUUUUAAUGCCUUUGUGUUUGUGUACUCCUGACGCUACGCCACCGUACGAAGAGGAUGUGAAGAUUAUCGGGUCAUCAGCGGAUUAUGAAGGAUACAGCAUUGCAUCGGAAAUUCUUAGAAAUUCCAUAAAUUUUUCGGUGGAUCCAUGCGAGGAUUUCUAUGAGUUUACUUGUGGUAACUGGAUAGCUAGCCAUCCGAUUCCUAAAGACAAAGAUAGCUACGAUCAUGAUGAGAUCCUCAAGGAUAAAGUGCUAGAGCAAUUAAGAGGUCUGUAUGAAUCAAACGACACCUUUGGAUCAAAAGCUGUGAAUGUUUUAAAGACCUUCUACAAAAAGUGUAUGGAUAAGGACGAAAUGAACCGUAUUGGUGCUAAGCGCCUAAUAGAGGACGUCAGGAGUUUCGGCGUUUGGCCGGCUUUGGAAGGAGACAACAAUUGGAAAAAGGAGAAUUACAAUUUGACUUCGUUGCUAAUCCACGUGUAUCUUCGCCGUGAAACCUUUAAAUUCGUCACUUUCGAUGAAAGUAAAGAUGACACAAAAAUUCGACUUCUCCUCCAGAACUACUUGUGUAGUACAGCAGGGUUAUGGUUCCUUGCUGUUAACGGUUCUAUCUCACAGUUCGAACGAGAUCCAGAUCUCUUGGGUGGAAUAUAUUACGAUUACCUGGGUGAAGAGAAUGGAACUCAAAUUGGAUCUCUAAAACAAAUUCUUACUAGUCAGAUCGAGCAAAUUCAAAAGGAUGGUGAACUGCCUAUUAAUGUAUCGAAAAUUGAAAAAGAUGUAGAUGAAAUCAUUGAUCUGGAGAUGAGAAUGGCGAAGAUCAUGGAAGCAGAUGUAAAUGACACCGAAACAAAGCGUGAUUUCCAUCUGAGCGAUAUGCAAAAAUUUAUGCCAUCUAUCAAUUGGCAGCAAUUCUUCCGUGCUGUAGCUCCUUCCGCUUCCCAUUAUUUUGCUUCAGAUCCACAAAUUCUCAUAAACGAUGUUGAUUAUAUAAAAAGUGUAAACAAACUUCUGCAAUCAACAGAUCCUCGUAUAAUCACUAACUAUAUUUUCAUGUGGUUUUCUCGAGAAUGGUUGGACGAAAUGGGAGAUGUAUAUGAAGACAUUAAACAGGAAUUCAAUAAAAUCAUCUCUGGGCAACAGCAAAAAAGAACCCGAUGGAAGUUUUGCACUAGUAUCGCUAUGGAUUAUAUGGAUUAUGCAACAACAGCGUUAUACGUAAAGAAAGAACUGCAUGAGACUACGAAGGAGGAGGUACUGGAAAUUUUCGAGGACCUUAAGAAAGAGUUUGGCAAGAACCUCAACACCAGCUACUGGAUUGAUGAUGAAACCAAAAUUGAAGCUCUGAAUAAGUUGGAUAAGAUGCUGCCUGAGAUAGCUUACCCAAAAUUGGUUCUAGAUACAGAGAUGCUUGACAAGCAUUACAGCGAUUUGGAUGUGCACGACACGGAUUCGUUUAGUGAAAUAUGGGAAAAAAUAGUUAGAUGGCGAAUCAAGGACUUCUUCGAACAGCUAAGGAUGGUUCCAGACCGUUUCGUAUCCUUCAACCCAGCCGAUGUUGAUACAGUACAAUACGCUUUCGAAAGCAACUCUUUGCGUAAGCUCUCUGCAACUGCAUUAUGCAUGGAUCCUUCAUAUCUCAAAGCUAUUUGA
Molecule: messenger RNA, 1776 nt
Organism: Cylicocyclus nassatus
Lineage: Eukaryota; Metazoa; Nematoda; Chromadorea; Rhabditida; Strongylidae
Source: the annotation of a GenBank genome assembly